AUGGCCGACGCGUCGGGCCUGAAUCACCCUCUGCUCAAAACCCUCAAUGCCGCCCAAAGAAGAGCAGUCACCUCCAAAGCCGACACAGUCGCCAUCCUCGCCGGUCCCGGAAGCGGCAAGACCCACACCCUCACGACGCGUGUAGUCUGGCUCAUCAACCAUUUCGGCUAUCAACCAUGGAACAUCGUCGUCGCCACCUUUACGGUGAAGGCGUCGCGGGAGAUGAAGGAGCGCAUAAGCAAGGCGCUAGGUGAAGAAGCGGCGAGGAAGAUUGUGCUAGGGACGUUUCACAGCAUAGCGAGGCGAUACCUGGCCGUUUACGGAGAAAAGAUUGGGUUAAGCAAGAAGUUUGUCAUUACCGAUGACGGCGACUCGAGAGCUAUUAUCAAGCGGAUAUGCGAGAGGUUGCGCAUUCCGCUUGAUCCCCACGGCGUGAAGGAGUGGAUUAGCAAGAGGAAGGUCAGGGGCCCUUGGGAUGAGCCUGCCAACCCGGGCGAGAAGAAGAAACCUGACAGUCCGGAACACCUCAAGGUGUUUGCCGAAUACAAGGACCAUCUGGAGAGGCACAAUCUUCUCGACUACGACGAUUUGCUCGUCAAGGGUGUAGAGCUCCUCAGGCGGUUCCCAUCAUGCGUGAAGAAUGUGGAAGCCGUCUUGAUUGACGAGUACCAAGACACGAACGGGAUCCAGUACGAGCUCAUGAAACUCUUCGCGAGCGCGAAGAAUAGAAUCACGGUCGUGGGAGAUCCCGAUCAGAGCAUCUACGGCUGGCGAUCGGCGGAGAUUAGAAACCUCCACCGACUGCUAGACGAGUUCCCUCGGACGGACGAGAUUUCGCUGGAGGAGAAUUAUCGCUCGUCGCAGCUGAUUCUGGAUGCGUCUUUGAAGGUCAUACAGCAGGAUGAGACUCGCUAUCAGAAAAUUUUGAAACCCACGCAUCAUAAAGGGACCUUGCCGGUGUUGCGUACGCUUUACUCGUCUCAAACGGAGGGAGAGUGGGUUGUGGGGGAGGUUAAGAGAGUUAUUCUUAUGACUGGACGGAUGUUGAAUUAUGACGAUAUUGCUAUUCUUUUGCGGUCGGCCUCGCUUUCGCGGCACAUUGAAUCGGCGUUGGGUAAAGAAGGUAUCCCGUACAAAAUGGUUGGUGGUCUCAAAUUCUAUGACAGAAUAGAGGUCAAGUUCCUCCUUGACUACCUCCGCGUCAUCUACCAGCCCGACAACAACGAUGCGCUUAUCCGUAUCCUCAACAAGCCAAAACGUGGCAUCGGCGAAGCAACUCUUAAAAACCUUCUAGAGGAGGCCGAGACAUCAAAACUAAGUCUUUGGUACAUUGUACUAAGUCACUGCCGCGGCCAGCGAAAGCUCAAGACUAAAUUCACAAAAACCGCCGAGAAGAACUUAAGUGGCAGCCUGAUCCGAAUCAUCUGCGGCCUGCGACACCGCCUAGAGCGUAGAAACGCCGACGGCGAACCCAGCAUCGGCCUUGUUCAGCUUAUCGAAGAGCUGAUAACACAGCUCGACUUCAGGCAGUACUUGACGGAUACGUACCCGCUGGAGCACGAGCACGAGUCGAGACUCGCUAACGUGGACGAAUUUCUGACUUUGGCGGGCGAUUUUGCGCGCGACCUUGGCGGCGAAGGCGAGCUUCCGCAGGUCGAAGGCGUGGAGCAGCCGUCGACGGAUACCGAUGUACUGGGUAAAUUCCUCACAAAUGUGGCGCUAGCGACGGAUGCGCAGACGAACGACAAGUCUGGAGAGGAGGGGGAGAACAGGCCCGUGGUGACCAUAUCGACGAUUCACGCUGCCAAGGGCCUGGAGUGGCCGGUGGUUUUCGUGCCCGCCGUGUAUACAGGGUCACUGCCGCAUUCAAGGUCGGAAGACUCGGCUGAGGAGCGGAGGUUGCUGUACGUGGCGAUGACGAGGGCGCAGGCGUUGCUCUAUCUCAGCGUGCCGUGGCACACGAACUCCUGGGAAAGAGAAAGGGUCAGCAGGUCCCUGUUCCUUCCGGACGACAUCAUGAAGUACUUUUCCACGUUUGGGCCGUCGUUCGACGAUAAGGUGGUCGAGGCGAUGGCUAAGAUACUGGGAAGGAAGGCACCGUCCAUGGCGGACACGUUCAAAAAGCUACCGGAAAUGUUCGCCAUCGAGGAUGAUCGGCAACCCGAGUUCCCGGCUGGCUACGAUCGGCCAGCGGGGCACGUCUCCAGGGAAAUUCCAGGCGGCGGCUACGCGCGGAAGCGGCAGUCGUGGUCGGACCCCUUUAACCCCACCAACCCACCAAGGAACGGAUCCGCGUGGGACACCAAGGGGUAUACGUCCGCGUGGCAGAAGGAUUACACGACAACGAUGGAGAAGUCUUCCCAGUUUACCAUGGCAGCAGCGUUGCCGGGGUUUACGACGGCGGGAGCACACCAUACCGCUCUAGCAUCCGUCGGCGCCGGCAGCGGGCCAAAGGGAGCGGGGCGCGGUCAACAGCAGCAGGGACGCCAUCAGGCCGCAUCAACCAAGAGGCCGGCGAACCAGCCCACUCUCUCCAGCUUUUGUCGGCCGAACAAUACCGCCACUACCUAUCCGUCUACUGUAAAUAGGCCCGUGACGUUGAAGCGGCCGCCGGACGACGCUUGGGAUGACGAUGAUUUCUUACGGGGCGUGCCGCGGAAAAGAAUCGUUCAUCCGGGACAGGUGGAGAACUCGUUCAACCAGCCGCUGUCGGAAAAUACGAUUAGGGAGUUGACGAAACGCGGACUGCAGGACGUGAAGAGGCGUGUGCAAGCGCGCAGGUCGCUUGUGGAAACAUCACUGCCACCUAUAAUCACUAUUAAAGACGACGACGACGACGACGACCCUGACGUGGAGAUUGUCGAAGUCAGGAAAACCACUGAGCAGAAAAAGAAGACGACGACGAAAUACCCCGGCUUCUCAAGCUCACCGCCGCGUCCCGAACCGUCAGAAAGGCCGCCCGUUAGAGCCGCGCUGGAGGCGGCUAAGGAUACGUUUCAGAACCGGGUGAUAACGGGACACGGCGUGCGGCGGCCCGUGAGUUUCCACGCGACGACGAUGGGGAACGCGACGACGGCCGCCAAGUUUGGACGCAUUGGGGCGGGAGAACUGGCUCCGUUGGCGCCCAGAAUUAACAACAAGUAUGGGGUGGGCGUUGUUUCGGCUCUGGGGAGGCAAGAGGGUUUGAAGCCUAUGGAGAAGUUGACGAAACCGUUUAAGCCAUUGACUGUGGAUAGGAAUGGGAAUUUGGCAAGGGGUCAAGGGAAGAACGUUCGGCGUUUUUAG
Messenger RNA from Scedosporium apiospermum, 3285 nucleotides. Its product is annotated as putative ATP-dependent DNA helicase. Gene Ontology annotation, cellular component: nucleus. The record is from RefSeq and is a predicted model, not a curated record. Gene Ontology annotation, molecular function: DNA binding; hydrolase activity; ATP binding. NCBI's taxonomy places the organism in Eukaryota, Fungi, Ascomycota, Sordariomycetes, Microascales, Microascaceae. Gene Ontology annotation, biological process: recombinational repair. Bases 1 to 3285 code for a protein of 1094 amino acids. The transcript has 2 exons.